Penicillium expansum is the source of this 1191-nucleotide messenger RNA. RefSeq lists its product as uncharacterized. The transcript has 4 exons. The coding region runs from base 1 to 1191 and encodes 396 amino acids. Lineage: Eukaryota; Fungi; Ascomycota; Eurotiomycetes; Eurotiales; Aspergillaceae. The record is from RefSeq and is a predicted model, not a curated record.
AUGUCGUCCAGUAUAACCGUUCUCCUACCGCCCCUCUUGCCUGUCACUGAUAAUGAUCAUAGUGCUUGGGUGAUCACCGUGAGCACUAUUCUACUUAUUAUCACUAUCCUUGCGACAACAGUCACCUUGAUAUCUCGCAUCCGCGUCUUGCGCAGAGUUUCCUGGAGUGAUUCAACUCUAUUUCUCAGCUGUAUCCUAUUUAUUCCUCAGACUGUGUUUGUGAAUAUAGCCAGCACCUAUGGCAUUGGUAAACACCGAUAUGCAUUGAGCAAUGCCUCAUUUGAAAAGUAUAGCAAGGCACUCUUCACUAGUCAACUCCUCGCCGUUCUUGUCUUAGGAUGUUCCAAGGCUGCCGUUGCACUUCUAGUCCUAUCUUUGCAACCCUUUGAGAAAAUAACGCUUGCAUGUAAGGUUGUUCUGGGCUUGAUCGGUGCCUGGGCCCUGGCUGCACUCAUAGCACUAGGGAAACAGUGCGACGAGCCCCAACCGUGGAACUCCAGCCCCGAGCGAUGCGUGAACCAAGAAGCUUUAUAUAUCGGUUUGGGAGGCAUACACAUGUUAUUAGAUGUGUUGAUCAUCGGGCUGCCAGUUGCUUUGCUACACCAAGUCCAGAUAAUACGGUGGAAGCGUCACCAAAUCUCUGCCCUGUUUGCGAUGCGGAUCCUUGUUCUAGCCUUGACCAUUGCUGGCCUACACUCACUUCCACCAAUAUAUGACUCUAAGCCCCUAGAUCAAACAUGGCAUACCCUCAUGCCAGCCAUCUGGCUACAACUAAUCCUCAGCUCAUCAAUUCUCUGCACAUGUAUCCCAACCCUCAAACGUGUCCUCGCCGAGCUCCAGACAGGCAUGAUGGCCGGUGUGGUUUCAGACUUUUUUGAGCAUUCCGUCUCGGGUCAUACCAACUCGGGAGAUCGAUCAGCGUCCAAAUUCGAUAAUGCCGUUGGGCAGAGAUCGGGAUCGGGAUCGGGAUCGGCGUCUCGCUCCCCAAUUCUAAGAGACUCGCUAGAUGUCGAGCGCGUGGACAGCCAAAAGAGCCUGCGCGAAAAUGCCAUUGUGCAAACGAUCGACUACGAGGCCUUUUACGAAGGGCCUGGUUCUUCUAGGGCCUCAUCUUCCCAUGGCUGUGAGAGCGAUGCUCGGAGCACAUAUCCACAUGUUGAAACCUCAAAGCGACUGGUGCUCAAAGGUUGA